GGUGGGAGGGUGCUGAGGAGCUCUGCUCACAGCUCCUAGGCGGCCCGGUACCGGGAGGAGUAGCCCAAAGCUGGUUUCAGUCAUGGAAGGGAGAGAGGAUGCGGAGUCCAACUGUGAUGUAGCAUUCGCUGAAGCUCAGAGAUGGGUGGAGGCAGUUACUGAGAAAAACUUUGAAAACAAGGAUUUUCGAGCAUCUCUAGAAAAUGGUGUCCUGUUGUGUGAUUUGAUUAAUAAGCUUAAGCCCGGAAUCAUUAGGAAGAUCAAUCGUUUAUCUACACCAAUAGCAGGUUUGGAUAAUAUAAAUGUUUUUCUGAAAGCUUGUGAAAAGAUUGGAUUGAAGGAAGCUCAGCUUUUCCAUCCUGGGGAUCUACAGGAUUUAUCGAAUCGAGUCACCAUCAAGCAAGAAGAGACUGAUAGAAGAGUGAAAAAUGUUUUGAUUACCUUAUAUUGGCUGGGCAGAAAAGCACAGAGUGACCCUUAUUACAACGGUCCUUACCUUAAUCUGAAAGCAUUUGAGAAUCUUUUAGGACAAGCUCUGACUAAGGCCCUUGAAGACCCCAACAGUCUGAAAAGAAGUGGCAGGGACAGUGGCUACGGAGAUAUUUGGUACACUGAACGUGGAGAAUUUCUUAGUCCUUCAGCCUACCACAAAAGAGACGAUUCCUUCGAUAGCUUGGAUUCUUUUGGGUCUAGAUCAUUCACAAGCUGUUCAUCAGAUUUAACUCUGAAAGGGGGCAGUGAAGGUUGUGAGAGUGACACAGAUUCUGAACUCACAUUCAAAAUGCAGGAUUAUAACAAGGAUGAUAUGUCCUAUCGAAGGAUAUCAGCUGUUGAGCCCAAAUCUGCUCUACCAUUCAAUCGGUUUUUACCCAACAAAAGUAGACAGGCAACCUAUGUACCUGCACCACUGAGGAAAAAAAGACCAGACAAGAAUGAGGAUAAUCGAAGAAGUUGGGCUAGUCCUGUGUACACUGAAGCUGAUGGAACCUUCUCAAGUGGUUCAGAUUCAGAGAACGAACGGAGGUUGCCUGACAUAAUUUUGGAUGACUUAGCCAACCGUAGAUUCCGAGCGAAAAGAAAGCAUGAGCACUCCUCGGCACCUAGACAGCUUUCCAUCUUGAAAACCAGUCUUCCUAAGUCUUGUUCACAAAAGCUUUCCACAACUGAUCCUUUAGCUACUGGAUUCAAGGAGCCGAUGAGUAAACAGAGGAGGAAAUGGGACACUAAAAUGGAAAACAGGCCAACAAUAAAAGAAACUUCAAACUCCUUUAGCUAUUUGGAGGAGGAGGAAGAAGAGGAAGAAGAAGAUGAAAAAGCAUCAGGCAUGCCAAACAUUGUAAAAGAUGAUCUUUAUGUACGCAAGCUAAGUCCAGUAGUGCCCACUGUAGGGAGUGACUUUGAUAAAUUUCUCCCCAAAAGUUGGACUCCAGAAGAUCUGAAUUGGAAAAGAAUGAAAAAGACAUCUUCUUACAAGCCAUGGUAUAAGGAGUUUCAGGGAUUCAGUCAGUUUUUAUUACUUCAGGCCUUACAAACUUAUUCUGAUGACAUCUUGUCUUCUGAAACAAAGACCAAAAUUGAUCCCACAUCUGGCCCAAGGAUUAUAACAUGCCGAAGGAAUGUCUUUUAUGCCCCGGGAUACAGAAGAGAUGAUAUUGACAGUGGAGUAUUAGAUCCUGACUUAGAAAAUGACGAUUACUUUGUUAGGAAGACUGGGGCUUUCCAUGCAAAUCCUGCUGUUCUUCAAGCAUUUGAAGACUUUAGAAGAUUCUCUGUGCCAGAUGAUUUUGUGGAGCGAGAUAUAAUCCUGCAACAGAGAGAAGGUGAACCCGUGCUUCCAGAUUUAGAAAAAGAUGACAUGAUUGUUCGCAGAAUUCCAACACAGAAGAAAGAGGUGCCUUUAUCAGGAGCCCCAGAUAAAUACCACCCAAUCCCCUUUCCAGAACCCUGGACUCUCCCACCAGAAAUCAGAGCCAGAUUUCUCUGUGUGCUUGAAAGGACGUCCCCAUCAAAAGAAAAAAAGAAUAGCUGUAGAGUCUUAGUUCCAUCUUCUUGUCAAAAGAAGGAUGAUAUGUUGACUCGUAAGAUUGAGUCCUGGAAACUAGGAACAACUGUACCAUCCAUCAGUUUCACUCCUGGUCCAUGCAGUGAAGAAGACUUAAAAAAAUGGGAAGCUAUCCGAGCAGCCAGCAAAGUCAGGCACAAGAAACGACAGAUGGUUGAGAGACUCUUUCAAAAGAUUUCUGAUGAGAAUGGGAGCAAAUCCUUGAGUGAUAUCACUGCAGAGGAUGUACAUAGUUUGCGCCAACUGCGCUAUGAAGAAAUGCAGAAAAUAAAAUCACAACUUCAAGAACAAGAUCAGCAGUGGCAGGAUGACCUAGCAAAAUGGAAAAAUCGUCGAAAAAGUUAUACUUCUGAUCUGCAAAAGAAAAAAGAAGAGAGGGAAGAAAUUGAAAAGCAGUCUCUUGAGAGAUCUCAGAGGAGCUCAAAAACAUUUGGAGAAAUUCUCCAGGACAGGGAAAUCAGAAACCAAGAAACCAACAGUCAUCGGCAGAAAACAUUGGAUCUUGAGAGGAUGUAUUCUAAUGAUGAGAUAUUCAAUGAAGCAAAAGCAUCUACUGCACUGACUUUGACAAGAGAAAGUUAUCUGAAUGAGGGAAGAGAGAAGGAAGUGACUUAUGGUACUGAGAGUGGUAAAGAAGAUUCCUCAAUCCUUCCAAAGAUGGAGGACUAUGAAACAGCUGAAAUUCAGGUUCCUUCUCAAAACCUGACAGAGAAACAGAGCUCAGCCUCAGCUUUGUCUUCUGACCAUUCACUGAGUACACAAAUGGGACCUGCUCGGGUUUCAGCAUCUCUCCCCAGAAGUUACCAGAAAACUGAUACAUCUAGGUUAACAUCUGUGGUUACGCCAAGACCUUUUGGUUCCCAGUCAAGAGGGAUCUCAUCGCUUCCCAGAUCGUAUACGAUGGAUGAUGCUUGGAAGUACAAUGGGGAUGUAGAAGUCACCAAAAGAAUUCCAGAAAGUUCAAAAAGUGGCUCUUUCUCAAAAUCAGAUGACAGCCAGCUUCACUCAAGUUCAGCCUUGAAAAGCAUUGAAGAGGAAGCAAAAGAAAGUGAGAAGAGAGCAUCGCCUGCUACACCCUUGUAUUUGCCCAUUUCCCAGGAACUCAAUGCUUUUCCCAAAUCAGAACAGCUUUUAACAUCAGCCCCUUUGCCAGUUUCUGAGUCUUUAGAAGGGAGAAAUUCUUCAUCACCUGAACCUUCAAGGGCAAAGGAUCAGUUCAGUGAUAUGAGAAUCAUUAUGACCCACAGCCCUGGGAACAGUGAUGCUGACUUUGGGUUUACAGUGAGAUGGGAUUUUUCUGGAAUCGUCGUGCAGUCAGUUGAAGAAGGUAGCCCAGCAGCAUUAUCUCAGCUACAGGUAGAUGAUGAAAUUAUUGCUGUUAACAACACCAAGUUUUCAAAUAAGGACACAGAUAAGUGGGAAGAGAUCAUGGCUAAUGCACGAGAAACUGGAAACCUAAUUGUAGAUGUCAGACGUUAUGGAAAAAAUGACUGGGGCAAAGACCAACCUUCCCUGCCAUUUAUACGGCACAAAACCCUCAAUCUCACCAGUAUGGCUACCAAAAUUAUAGGUUCACCUGAAACUAAGUGGAUCGAUGCAACUUCUGGAGUUUACAAUUCAGACAAGGCUUCAAACCUUUCAAUAAAGAGUGAUUUCUCCGAAAGCCUUCAAAAUUCUAAUAUUGAAACAAAAGGAAUGAAUGGCAUAAGUGGCGAAAACAGCUCUAUUGAACUCAAAGCAUCUGAACCUAUUUCUUUGAAAAACUUAAAAAGGCGAUCACAAUUUUUUGAACAAGGAAGUUCUGAUUCUGUGGUACCUGAUCUACCAGUUCCAACCAUCAAUGCUCCAAGUCGCUGGGCUUGGGAUCAAGAAGAAGAGAGGAAACGACAGGAGAAAUGGCAGAAAGAACAGGAACGUUUGUUGCAGGAAAAGUAUCAACGUGAACAGGAAAAACUGAGGGAAGAGUGGCAGAAGGCCAAACAAGAGGCCGAGAAAGAGAACUCAAAGUACUUAGAUGAGGAACAGAUGGCUUUAAACUCAAACAGCGCUUCUCUCACCUCGCGUGAGCCUACUCCUGCCAACUGGGAAACAAAUUGGAGAGAAGAGAUUUAUCCUUCAAACAGAGAAAAAAACAGAGCAGAGGAGGAAGAAAGACUCCGUCAUGAAGAACAAAAAAGGAAGUUAGAAGAACAACUUCUCAUUGAGAAAGAGAGGAAAAUAAAAGAACUGGAGGAAGAAGUGGAGCAGAAGCGGUGGGCAGAGAUAGAAGAACAGAGGCGGCGGGCAGAGAUAGAGGAACAGAGGCAGCGGGCAGAGAUAGAGGAACAGAGGCGGCGGGCAGAGAUAGAGGAACAGAGGCGGCGAGCAGAGAUAGAGGAACAGAGGCGGUGGGCAGAGAUAGAGGAGCAGAAGCUGCGAGCAGAGAUAGAGGGGCAGAGAUGGCGAGCAGAAAAAGAGAAAGAAACUUCAGUGCAGAUAUAUCAGUAUAAAAGGCCUGUUGAUCCCUUUGAAGUAUCGAAGCAAGGAGAUGAGUCAACAAAUCUACUUCCCAGUGACAGGAAUAAAUCAAGGUCCACUACUGAAUUAGAUCACCCCACAAGUAGAAAUGGGAGCAGCAAAUAUUUGGACCGGAUUGGGAAUGCAAGCUAUUCACAGAAAGGUUCUCGAAAAGAGCAGGCCACGUCAGAGGCUGAGAUGGAGAGACAGCAGAUUCUUCAGGAAAUGAGGAAGAAGACCUCCCUCCACAAUGACAACAGCUGGAUCAGACAACGGAGUUCCAGUGUCACCAAGGAGCCCAUCUGCCUUCCUGGUGUCAUGAGAAGAGGUGAAUCUUUAGAUAAUCUAGACUCCCCCAGAUCAAAUUCAUGGAGACAAGCCCCUUGGAUGAACCAGUCCACAGGGUUUCACACUUCUUCGUCUGUGCAAGACUUCAGUCGUCCACCUCCACAAAUCGUUUCCACAUCCAACCGUGCUUACAUGAGAAAUCCAUCUUCCAGCUUGGUACCUUCUUCUGCUGGUUCUGUACGAACUGGAUCUUUAUCAUCAGCACCCUCCCCGGCACCUCGAACACAGUCCCCCUCUCCUUCUCAGGCAGGGAUACAGCAACGAAACAGGUCAGUCAGUGGGAAGAAAGUAUGCUCCUACUGUAAUAGCAUUCUGGGCAAGGGAGCGGCCAUGAUCAUCGAGUCUUUGGGGCUUUGUUAUCAUUUACAUUGUUUUAAGUGUGUGGCCUGCGAGCGUGAUCUCGGGGGCUCCAGCUCAGGAGCAGAAGUCAGAAUCCGAAAUAAUGAAUUGUACUGCAAUGAGUGCUAUCUCCGAUUCAAAUCCGGACAGCCAACCUCCAUGUGAAGUUAACCUCCAUACGAAAGCACUGUUGCAGAUAGAAGAAGAGGUGGUUGCUGCUGGUGUAGAUCUAUAAAUAUAUAUUGUAUGUGUCUUUUUUUAAAGUAACUUUUUUUUGCUUGUUUAGAUUACAUAGGAACAUUUAUAUCCCUCAUGUUAACUGUAUUUUUUUUUUUUGUUAUUUAUAAGAAGGUAAUCAUGUUUUGGGAAAAGCACAGUAUUCACUUUUUGAAUUCAGCAUAUUAAAAGCACAAGGGAGAAAAAAUACUUAUCAGUAAUAAUUUCAAAAUAUUUUGGAGGCUUAUAAUUCACAUCUAGCUUGACUUUCCAAUGGUAUAUGAAGAGGAUGUUUCUUGAAAGAAUGCUCUUAAACAUUAUUUGAAAUAGUUAAUUUAAAUAUAUUUGCAAUGGCUGACUUUAUUUGUAAUGUAUACCACAAAGUAAGUAAUACAGACCUAUUGCAUUAAUAUUUGUUUUCUAUACUCUGGUUUUCUAACUUGCCUCCCCUUGUGAUUUUUUCAUAUACAAUAUUCUUUUUUCUUUCUUUUUUGAUGAGAGGGACUCUCAUAUUGACUGAUCAGUGGAUUUAGUUUUGAACAGUUCACUCUUAAGAAUUUCUUCACUAAGAAAAUGUAACUAUGGCUUGUGCAACAAAAAGUUUUUUUUAAAAGAGUUAGUGUAUUUCUUUACUGUUCCAACUGCAUUUGUAAAUAAACUUGCUAAUGCAUUUAA
Dromiciops gliroides (monito del monte) is the source of this 6136-nucleotide messenger RNA. RefSeq names its product LIM domain 7 (gene LMO7). Gene Ontology annotation, biological process: regulation of signaling; regulation of cell adhesion. Lineage: Eukaryota; Metazoa; Chordata; Mammalia; Microbiotheria; Microbiotheriidae. Gene Ontology annotation, molecular function: protein binding. Bases 83 to 5410 code for a protein of 1775 amino acids. The transcript is spliced from 33 exons. The record is from RefSeq and is a predicted model, not a curated record.